GUGAAGGGCACACCGCGCGGAAGCCAUGAGCCCCGUCUGUCUGCCUUUCAUCUUUCUACUGCUGCUGGAGAGGAUGUCUCAUGCGCACUUCCCCGAAGAAUCGGGGCCCAUCAGCAUCGCUCUGGAGGACUAUGUGAAGCAAUAUGCCGUCUUCGUGGGCAACGGACUGGGCCGGUUCGCCAGCCAAGACGGUGGGGCUGAGCGCCUCCAUAUCCAGCGGAUGCUCACAAUCAACAGGACUUUGUUUAUUGGGGAGAG
Messenger RNA from Python bivittatus (Burmese python), 258 nucleotides. NCBI's taxonomy places the organism in Eukaryota, Metazoa, Chordata, Lepidosauria, Squamata, Pythonidae. The record is from RefSeq and is a predicted model, not a curated record.